AUGGCCGAUCAGUUAUAUCGCUCGACCACCCUAGGCCACGCGCUGCAGGAUACUCUCGACGAGCUCAUCCAGGGUGGUAAGAUCAAGCCACAGUUGGCCACACAGGUGCUCCAACAGUACGACGAGAGCAUCGUCAAGGGCCUCAAGCAGAGGGCGAAGGCGCAGAUAACCUUCAAGGCCAAACAGCUGCAUAGCUACAACCUCUGCGACAGCCUCUGUGUCAAGCUGAAAGAUGUGGAAUUCCGCGAGCACCACGAAAUCGUCCAGGUCGACAAGGUGCAAAUUGUGGCAUUCAAGUCCCCCAAGGGGGAAAUGAAGAAGUGA
Messenger RNA from Drosophila subobscura, 324 nucleotides. RefSeq names its product transcription initiation factor IIA subunit 2-like. Bases 1 to 324 code for a protein of 107 amino acids. The transcript has 2 exons. Gene Ontology annotation, biological process: transcription initiation at RNA polymerase II promoter; RNA polymerase II preinitiation complex assembly. Gene Ontology annotation, molecular function: RNA polymerase II general transcription initiation factor activity; TBP-class protein binding. Gene Ontology annotation, cellular component: transcription factor TFIIA complex. NCBI's taxonomy places the organism in Eukaryota, Metazoa, Arthropoda, Insecta, Diptera, Drosophilidae. The record is from RefSeq and is a predicted model, not a curated record.